Molecule: messenger RNA, 2442 nt
Organism: Elaeis guineensis (African oil palm)
Lineage: Eukaryota; Viridiplantae; Streptophyta; Magnoliopsida; Arecales; Arecaceae
Source: RefSeq, a predicted model, not a curated record
CUCCGAAACACGCGCGCACACAAAAAAAAAAAAAAAAAGGCCUAACCCUAAUAAACCCUCCAAGUUGUUUCACCUUCUUGCCGCCGCCACCCCAUGCCGCCCAAAUUUGAUCCCUCCCAGGUCGUGGACGUGUACGUCCGCGUCACCGGCGGCGAGGUCGGCGCGGCGAGUUCCCUCGCCCCCAAGAUCGGUCCCCUGGGCCUCUCCCCCAAGAAGGUCGGCGAGGACAUCGCCAAGGAGACGGCCAAGGAGUGGAAGGGUCUGCGCGUCACGGUGAAGCUGACCGUCCAGAAUCGCCAGGCCAAGGUGUCGGUGGUGCCCUCCGCCGCUGCCCUGGUGAUCAAGGCCCUCAAGGAGCCGGAGCGCGACCGUAAGAAGACCAAGAACAUCAAGCACAACGGCAACAUCUCCCUCGAUGACGUCAUCGAGAUCGCGCGGGUGAUGCGCCCGAGAUCCAUGGCCAAGGACCUCGCCGGUACGGUCAAGGAGAUUCUCGGCACCUGCGUCUCCGUCGGCUGCACCGUCGAUGGCAAGGACCCCAAGGACCUCCAGCAGGAGAUCACCGACGGCGACGUCGAGAUCCCCUCCGAAUAGAGAGAGCCACAGCUCGCGCGCGCCGCUUGCCUGAUAUAAUAGAAUGGACUGCAACUUGAGUUGGCGGUAGUUGAGGACCCGAAGAUGAGAUGAAGUGAUGGGGGUGGAGAGGGGAGAGCUCGAGGUCAGAUGGAGGCGACGGCCGAAGAUAGGUUGGGGGAAAGGCUAAGGGAAUGGGAGGGGAGUGCUUGGGGGAAGAGGUUGACGUAGAGCGAGGAUCCUAAGUCGGGGGAGCUCAAAGGGUCUCUCUCUAACUUGGUUCCACAAGCUUGGAUCUCAUUCUGCAGCCAAGUUGAGCUGCGACAAAUUAGGCCUAAAGCUGCGGAUGGCGUGCUCCAAAGCCGGACAUGCUGCAUGGUAUGGGCGUCUCUCUCCUUUGCAUCUUUGAUCCCAGUGGUAAAACCGGCCUGCUCGUCAAGGUCAGGAUUCAUGAUGAUGGUUGGAAGUGAUUGCAUUCCAAAAGAUACAUCGAAGCUGCAAUGUAGCUCGUACGGACACGAUGUGUUUAGACAGUUGUUACAGUGCAUUGUUAUCGGCAGGGGGUUCUUUUAUGCCCAUCUUUUAGUUACUUGAUAAAAAACGAUGCAUAUUUGCAAAUCCCAAAUAGCUUAUUACAGAAAGCCAUACCGUAUCCAGAGUCCAUUUGCUUGUCUUUUGUUACAAUGAACAAUCCUCUAUGAUUUUAUCGGGGAGGAUGUAGAGAUAGAGACGACCAGGUUAUGGAAUUAACAAAUAUAACCAAGAUAUGCAUAGCCAGUUUUAUUGGUUGCAUGAGAUCAUCGUCAGCCCUGCAAUUAGAAACAAUUGCCCGAUCGAGAACAUGAGAAUUGAGCAUAAGUGAAUGCCCAAAUCAUUGGGAAUGUUGUGUUUGAUUCCUAAAACAAGACGAGGAGUUUUUAGAGAUCCCUACCGCCCUGCAAUCUCCACAAAGACACAGAAGAAAGCGAGGCCAUCACUGACAUUUGGAGCACCUGAUCUCCAACUUUUCUUUUUCUUUUUCUAUUUCAUUUCAAAGCUCGAUUAAGACAAUGAAAUCUCAAAAUCUUCCUUGAAUGCUCAAUUAAUUUCAAUAGAAGACAGAUCAUCCUCAGGCCGGGCUUUGGAUGAAUCGCCCCCCUCCUCCUCGCUGGCAGCGGCGGUCGAAGAGUCAUCCCCAUUCCCCAGUGUCAUCUCUUCAAUCUUCUCGACAGCUUCCUUCAACUCACACCGCUUUUCGGUGUUCUCCUCGCAACAGGCCAAUGCAAUCUGCAGCAGCUUCAACAUCUGUCCCUCCGCGUUCUUGGUCCUCUUGCUCAUCUUGCUGUCGAGCACUUGGCUGGCCCGCCCUUCUCUAGCGACAGAGUUCACCCAGUUCACCAAAUCUGUACUCUCCUUCCCCUGCUGCGUGUCAUGCAUGGGGACCUUGCCUGUGAGAAUCUCUAGUAUCAGCAUUCCGAGGCUCCAUACAUCGCUCUUCUUGGAUGUUCUGCCGAUUUGCUUGCGCUCAGGGGAUUUGUAGGCUACCAUGAACUUUGCAGCGUGAGAUUGGUUCAUCACCGGUAUGAGGGCGUAAUCGGUGAGGAGAGGCUCCAGGGACUCGCCUAGCAGCACGUUGGAGGACCUCAAGUGGCCAUGGGGUACCCCUAACAUUGGGAGCUCCUCGUAGAGAUAUGCCAGAGCACUGGCUACUCCUUUCACGAUCUUUAAGCGCGCCGGCCAGUCGAGCAUCGUCAUAUGAUUCGGGCCUCGAUUACCUAAGCAGUAAAUGACGGCAAAUCAGGAGUCGGGUGUACGGUGGUAUUAUAUUAGCUUCUCAACUGGUGAUGUAUAAACAAAACAUACACUCUGAAAAAUUUCCAUUUAUCAUCU